CCUCACACUCCUACUACAUCACCAUAUACUCGACGGCGCUCUUACACAGCUGGGGAGUUCCCGAAAGCACGAUCACUGGGAACCGCCUCAGGCCUGACUUCACGAAGCAGGCGAGUGACCAGCCAGAGCAUCUCGAAGAGAAUCCUAUUCAACCACCCAGCCUCAACUUCGACACCAUGUCUAUGGAGGUUGACCAGCCCAUCAGCUUCCAGCCGGGAGUUGGAAAGACUGCUACUAUCCUUUGUUGUAACUGCGGAGCACCCAUCGACGGCACAGUCUCAGCUGGCGCACUAUGCGGCGACUGCAUAAAAGCCACCAUCGACAUCACCCAAGGAAUCCAGCGCGAAGGCACACUCCACCAAUGCCGCGAUUGCGACCGAUGGCUUUCACCUCCGAAUCAAUGGCUCGUAGCUCAAAUGGAGAGUCAAGCACUACUCGCUAUCUGCCUUCGAAAGCUUCGUGGCAUAAACAAGGUCCGACUCACAGACGCAUCUUUCAUCUGGACGGAGCCGCAUUCGAGGCGGAUAAAAGUGAAGAUCACAAUACAGUCGGAGUUCGAAGGAGCUAUUCUACAGCAGACGUUUGAUGUGGAGUUUGUGCAGGCCUCGCAGCAGUGCCCAGAGUGUGCGAAGAGUUACACACACAAUACUUGGAGGGCGGUGGUCCAAGUUCGGCAGAAAGUUCCCCAUAAGCGCACAUUCCUGUUCCUGGAACAGCUCAUCCUAAAACACCAGGCACACAACAAUGCGAUCAACAUCAAAGAGUCAUCAGAGGGCAUCGACUUCUUCUUUGCACAACGAAAUUCUGCUGAGAAAUUCGUUGACUUCCUAAAAUCGGUUGUUCCCUGCAACAUGAAGAAGUCAUCGGAGCUCAUUAGCAAAGACAUUCACACAUCGACAAGUCAAUACAAAUUCACCUUCUCCAUCGAGCUCAUCCCCAUCUGCAAAGACGAUCUGGUGGCCCUUCCUAUCAAGCUCGCCAAGUCCAUCGGAAACGUCAACCCCCUCACACUCUGCUACCGGAUAGGAACCUCAGUGAAUCUAAUAGAUGUCACGACUUUACAGACCGCCGAUGUCUCCACAGAAAUCUACUGGCGAGCUCCGUUCCGCCCUCUAGCCGACGUUCAGGAGCUCGUCGAGUUCGUUGUCCUCGACAUUGAACCACUCGGCCCCUCGAAGGGUCGGUUUGCUCUCGCUGAAGCUACUGUCGCGCGGGCCUCUGACAUGGGCGCUAACGAUGCAACCUUCUACACCCGGACGCAUCUUGGCGGUGUACUACACCCUGGCGACUCUGUCAUGGGUUACCUCAUCACUGGCACAAACUACAACAACGAGCACUUCGACGCUCUUGAAGAGUCUAAGUACGCGAGCACUAUCCCGGAUGUAGUGUUAGUGAAGAAGCACUACCCGCGACGCAAGAAGGGCAAGAGUCGCAACUGGCGUCUCAAGCGCAUGGCAAAGGAAGAGUCGGAGAUGGCACCACGGAAACAGGACCAGGCACGUAUGGAGCAGGACUUCGAGAUGUUCCUUCGGGACGUCGAAGAAGAUACUGAACUCAGGGCUGGCUUGGCGGUGUACAAGGCACAGCAGCAGGCGAAGGCGGACAAAGCGGCAGUGGACGCGAUGGAGGAGAGUGAUGAUGAUGACGAGGAAGGUCCCGUUAUACCGAUGGAACAGUUGCUGGAUGAGUUUGAGGAUUUGACGAUGGCGGAUGGGGAUGGGGUGGAAGUGCAUUGAGGUAUAGGAGCUAGCGGCAAGGCCCAUCUUCAAAAAUGACUAUACCCAGUUACCUUUCCGUCACAGGAGUUAAUUGCGGUUGAGGGAAAAAACCUUCAUAAAAACAAUUCCACAAUCUAGCAAGAGUGAUAUG
Molecule: messenger RNA, 1869 nt
Organism: Mytilinidion resinicola
Lineage: Eukaryota; Fungi; Ascomycota; Dothideomycetes; Mytilinidiales; Mytilinidiaceae
Product: nonsense-mediated mRNA decay protein
Exons: 5
Coding region: 177-1736 (519 amino acids)
Biological process (GO): ribosomal large subunit export from nucleus
Cellular component (GO): nucleus; cytoplasm
Molecular function (GO): ribosomal large subunit binding
Source: RefSeq, a predicted model, not a curated record